AGACAGAUCUCACAGCACAUAGAUGGCGGUAUUUGUGAUAGAAAACUCGGCCAUUUUAGUGUAAGUUCACAUGGUUCAGGCAUGGCGAUGGAGAUGAGAUUGCCUGUGAGAAGAGAAACGUCUCUGCCGGCUUCUCAUUCCAGUUCGGACGUUCAGCAUCUGGUUGUUCCGGGGGAUGUGAUCACAUCAGACACCGGGUUUAUGAGAGGCCAUGGUACAUACAUGGACGAUGAAAAACUCACCGCUUCUGUGGCUGGUGAGGUUGAAAGAGUCAACAAACUCAUCUGCGUCAGGCCGCUGAAGACGAGAUUCAACGGUGAAGUCGGCGAUGUGGUUGUUGGUCGGAUCACUGAGGUUCAGCAGAAACGCUGGAAAGUGGAGACGAACUCUCGGCUGGACUCCAUAUUGCUUUUGUCUUCCGUCAACCUUCCUGGAGGAGAGCUGAGGAGGCGAUCAGCAGAGGACGAACUUACCAUGAGAGACUAUCUUCAGGAAGGGGAUCUUAUCAGCGCAGAGGUGCAGUCUGUCUUUUCAGAUGGAGCGCUGUCUCUUCAUACACGCAGCUUAAAAUACGGCAAGCUGGGUCAGGGCGUGUUUGUGCAAGUCUCACCCUCGCUCAUCAAGAGACAGAAAACCCAUUUCCACAAUCUGACAUGUGGAGCGUCCAUAAUACUAGGGAACAAUGGUUAUAUUUGGAUUUACCCAACACCGGGGCAUCAGGAUGAGGAGGCAGGAGGGUAUUACACGAGCCUGGCGCCCAUUUCUCUCCCAGACCGGGAAGUCAUUUCUAGACUGAGGAACUGUUUACUGGCUCUGGCAGCUCACAAAGUUUUGCUUUAUGACACUAGCAUUCUCUACUGCUAUGAGUCCUCCGUGACACACCAGAUCAAAGACAUCUUGAAACCAGAGAUCACGGACGAAAUCGUGAUGGAGACACGGCAACGACUUCUAGACCAAGAGGGUUAAAAUGCUCGCGGUCAACGAUGAGAACUGUGAAAAGCGAUCUAACAAAAAGGAUUCAUACCAGUGUUAAAAUAAAAAAAAUUAAAAAAAAGACUUUUCAACUUCCUGAUUAAAAAAAAAAGAACAGGAACUGCAUUGUUGUAUGUCAAGGCACAUGUAUUGUUUUUAUCUCUGGUUAUACAAAUAGUGUCCUGUCUCUGAGAUUCUUUCUGAGAUACAGCUCACAGUCUACAUGGUGUCCCAAAGGUCUCCAUACCAAAGUGAAAUUAAAAACUAUUAUUUUUUAAUUUUUUUUCAUAAUAUUAUUCAUAAAAAAUUUCAUACUUGCAUACAUAGUUUAUAGAUUUUUUGUUGUUUUUUUUCCCCCAGAUAGCUUUUAAGAAUAGCAUGCUGUAACGGGAAAUAAAACAGCUCAAAGAUCAUAUAAAGAAACAGAUUCAAAAUGCAGUUACACGUGUAAGUUCAGCGUGAGCUUUUAAGACGACUCCUCGUGUGUGUUUACGAAGAAAUGACAGUAUUUUAAUGUCCCCUAUGUAUGGAGAUGAGCUCUGGGACACUUUGUACACCUUGUACAGGCAUUUUAUUUAUUUAUUUUUUUUUUAAUUAAUGCUGCCUAAACUGAAGGAAAACUUUAGUAAUGUCCAACGCAGUGUCUGUCCUGUGAAUCUGUAACAUAUCUGUCUCAGACAAUAACUUUGACAUGUCUCCUCUGUACUAUGAACAGAACUCGAUUACUUCAAAACUUUAUCAUGAGUGUCAAAGGGCAGGUGUAGAAUUAUCAAUAAAUAUUUCAAAAUGUGUGCCAAAAUGACAUGAAGUUUAAAUCUACCACCGUAAUCUGAAUUUAUAGAGUUUAAUCUUUCUCUUUUUCGCACAAGGGACGAUACUAAGGACGUUUCUAUUAU
Messenger RNA from Tachysurus vachellii, 1868 nucleotides. It is a transcript of the gene exosc2, whose product is annotated as exosome component 2. The transcript has 9 exons. NCBI's taxonomy places the organism in Eukaryota, Metazoa, Chordata, Actinopteri, Siluriformes, Bagridae. The record is from RefSeq and is a predicted model, not a curated record. The coding region runs from base 82 to 966 and encodes 294 amino acids. Gene Ontology annotation, cellular component: cytoplasmic exosome (RNase complex); nuclear exosome (RNase complex). Gene Ontology annotation, biological process: nuclear polyadenylation-dependent rRNA catabolic process; exonucleolytic trimming to generate mature 3'-end of 5.8S rRNA from tricistronic rRNA transcript (SSU-rRNA, 5.8S rRNA, LSU-rRNA); U4 snRNA 3'-end processing. Gene Ontology annotation, molecular function: RNA binding.